Bipolaris maydis ATCC 48331 is the source of this 1608-nucleotide messenger RNA. Lineage: Eukaryota; Fungi; Ascomycota; Dothideomycetes; Pleosporales; Pleosporaceae. The record is from RefSeq and is a predicted model, not a curated record.
AUGGCAACUACCUUUGUCGGAUAUGCCCUCCAUCAUUCUGCCGCAAAUCCUACCAUGACUGCGGUUGUUGGUUUGACGCUUUAUCUCCUUGGCCUCGCCUCCUACAGGCUGUACCUUCACCCGUUAGCAAGAUAUCCUGGUCCAAAGCUUGCAGCACUCACAGUCUUGUACGAAUUUUAUUUUGAUGGCAUCAAGAGAGGGCGUUAUACGUUCGAAAUUGAACGAAUGCAUGAAAAGUAUGGUCCUAUCGUGCGUAUCAGCCCCAACGAGCUUCAUGUAAAUGAGCCCUCUUUCAUCGACGAGCUUUAUGCUGGUAGUAGCAAGAGACGAGACAAAUACCCUUAUUUCAGCGCUCAGUUCGGGAUCCCAGACAGUGUAUUCGGAACGUCCGGCCAUGACCUCCAUCGCCUCCGGCGCAGUGCCCUCAACCGCUUUUUUUCUAAGUCAUCGGUCAGCAGACUUGAGCCAGUUAUUCACAACGCGAUUGAAAAGCUGGUUUUGCAGCUUCAGAAACAUUCUGGGAGUGGCAAACCUGUUGCCAUUAACAUGGCGUUUAGUUGCGUAACGACAGACAUUGUAAUGGAGUAUGCGUUUGCGAAAAGUUACAAUUUCUUGGGAUCCCCAACUUUUGAGCCGAAUUUUCACCGCGCAAUUAUCGCUGGAACGGACAUGGGUCCAUGGUUCAAGCAGUUCCCGUGGCUUAUUACACUGAUGAACAGACUCCCUCAGAGCCUUGUCAUGCGGAUCAACCCAGAAGCAGCGAUCUAUGUGCGGUUCCAGGAGGAUAUUAAAAAUCAGAUUCGACUUACUCAGAACAACAUUGCUUCAGGGUACAUUGGUAGUGGAACUGAGAGAACCAUCUUCCACGAAUUAUUGAUGGGCGAUCUCCCAGAGCAAGAGAAGAGAUUGGAGCGUCUGUGGCAGGAGGGGCAGAUCGUGAUCGGUGCAGGAACAGAGACCACAGCUUGGGCACUUUCAGUUAUGCUUUUCUACGUUCUUGAUGACUGCCGGGUCUUGAGGAAACUGAGAAGUGAAUUGGAGGCAGCCUUUCCCAAUGCUGAUGAGAGAGUCAGCUGGAACCAGUUGGAGAAGUUACAGUAUCUUAGCGCCGUUAUUUGCGAAGGGUUACGUCUUUCCUACGGUGUAAGCACACGACUACAGCGUAUUAAUCCUGUUGGGCCACUUAUAGUCAAGACCAAAGUCUGUUCUGGCAAGAAUGAAGGGAAGAGCAUCACGGUCGAGCAAGAGAUACCGGCAGGAACACCUGUGGGAAUGACAGCGACUCUCAUCCACAACCACCCAGAAUUAUUCCCGAAUCCUGAAAAAUUUCUGCCAGAGCGCUGGCUGGAUGAACAAGGUCGGCGCCAUCAUCAUCUGGACAAGUAUGUUCUGUCAUUUUCUCGCGGCAGCCGACAGUGUAUCGGGAUCAAUCUCGCAUAUGCCGAGCUUUACAUGGUAUUUGGGCUGCUGAUCCGCCGCAUGGGCUCUAGCAUGAGCCUCUUCGGAACAGGCAAAGAGGACGUCGAGAUCCACUAUGAUAGGUUCGUACCCACCCCGAUAGACGGAACCAAGGGAGUUCGAGUCGUUAUCUCCUCUACAGAAGCUUAG